This is a messenger RNA of Prunus armeniaca (apricot), 450 nucleotides long. The record is from the annotation of a GenBank genome assembly. Lineage: Eukaryota; Viridiplantae; Streptophyta; Magnoliopsida; Rosales; Rosaceae.
AUGGAAGUUGCAAGCCAACAUGUGGAUGAGAAGAAUGAGACUCCAUGUCCGUGCAUGAAGUGCCAGAAUAUGAAUUGCCAUUCUCUUCCGGUUGUCCAAGCACAUUUAUGGCAGUAUGGGAUGUCAGUGGUGUGUCACACAUGGAUAUACCAUGGGGAACAAUUCGAGAUAACAAGACAAGCUUCACCUCCUGCAACUGCUCAAGAGGCACCUCGUCUUGAUGAUUAUACGCAUAAUAUUUUGAAUGAUGCAUUCCCACCAGACUUGGGAGUUGUAGAUGAUACAUUGGGGGACAAUGAAGAUGUGGGGGAUGAUACCGAUAUGCAUAGGGUUGAGAUGGAUAAGUAUGACAAGUUGAUUGCUGAAUCUCAGCAACAAUUGUUUCCCGGUAGCAAUGGUACAAUUCAUGCAUGCAAAGGUACUUCAUCAUUGGAGCAACAAGUCAUUUGA